GUAGCUUUUACGACUGGGUGCUGUGUCAUAGGCCGGUCUCGCCAUGUCUCAGGCAGGAGAAGACAGCGGCUGGUACCGGCUGCGGUGCUCGCUCCCCGGGCACGAGCUAGACGUCCGGGGGCUGGCCAGCUUUCAAUUACAACAGGGCGAGGGGUUCGUGUCUGUGUCACGUGACAAGAGCGCGCGCCUCUGGGUGCCGGACAGCAGCAAUCGGGGUUUUAUUGAACUGCAUCGUAUGAGUGGACAUUCCAACUUUGUCUCUUCUGUAUGUAUCAUACCACCAAGUGACACUUAUCCACAGGGACUGAUAGCCACAGGCGGAAAUGACCAUAACAUCUGCAUCUUUAGUUUGGACAGCACAAACCCUCUCUAUAUUUUGAAAAGUCACAAAAACACUGUCUGCAGUCUUUCUGCUGGAAAAUUUGGCACGUUGCUAAGUGGAUCAUGGGACACAACAGCAAAAGUGUGGCUGAACGACAAGUGUAUGAUGACUUUACAGGGUCACACAGCAGCUGUCUGGGCAGUGAAGAUAUUGCCUGAGCAGGGUUUGAUGUUGACCGGAUCAGCUGAUAAAUCUAUAAAGCUCUGGAAGGCAGGCCGGUGUGAACAGACCUUUCUUGGGCACGAGGACUGUGUUCGAGGCUUGGCUACUAUUAGUGAUACUGAAUUUCUAUCUUGCUCUAAUGAUGCUAGUGUCAGAAGAUGGCUGAUCACCGGAGAGUGCCUAGAAGCCUAUUAUGGCCAUACCAAUUACAUCUACAGCAUAUGCCUUUUUCCAGACUCUCAGGAUUUUGUAACCACUGCAGAGGAUAGAUCAUUGAGAAUCUGGAGAAAAGGAGAAUGCACCCAGACAAUUCGUCUUCCAGCUCAGUCUGUGUGGUGCUGCUGUGUCCUAAAUAAUGGUGAUAUUGUUGUUGGUGCAAGCGAUGGCAUUAUAAGAGUGUUUACUACAUCACAAGAUCGUGUAGCCAGUGCUGAGGAAAUACAGGCAUUUGAAGAUGAACUGUCCCAAGCUACAAUUGACCCUAAAACUGGAGAUCUGGGAGAUAUUAAGGUAGAAGAACUUCCUGGAAAAGAACAUUUAAUCGAACCUGGUACAAAGGAAGGACAGACCAGGCUAAUUAAUGAUGAAGGUAAAGUUGAAGCCUAUCAGUGGAGCAUUAGUGAGGGACGCUGGAUGAAGAUCGGGGAUGUGGUAGGCUCUACAGGAGCAACACAGGAAACAUCUGGGAAAGUCCUAUUUGAAGGAAAGGAAUAUGAUUUUGUGUUCAACAUUGAUGUGAAUGAAAGCGGACCUUCCUUCAAACUGCCUUAUAAUCUUUCAGAAGAUCCUUGGCUUGUUGCAUACAAUUUUCUGCAAAAGAAUGAUUUAAGUCCCAUGUUCCUAGAUCAAGUAGCCAAAUUUAUCAUUGACAACACUGAAGGGCAAAAAACUUCAGCUACAAAUUCUGGCUUUGCAGACCCUUUCACAGGAGGUGGCCGUUACAUACCAGGAAGCUCAUCUACCCCUGCAGCUGCAGCUGAUCCAUUUACAGGUGGUAGUCGUUAUGUACCAGGGGCUACAUCUCAAACAGUGAAUUCAAUGGGAGCAGCAGAUCCAUUUACAGGGAGGAAUGCUUACCGUUCAGCUUCACCUAACACAUACUUUCCUAAGAAAGAUCCUGUUACUUUUGACCAAGCAAACGUUGCACAGAUAUUAGGUAAACUAAAAGAACUUAAUGAUACUGCGCCAGAAGAAAAAAAGAUGUCUAAGGAUGAUUUAAUAAAAAUUGACAAACUUAUGUCUGUUGCGGGUAAUCUCUCUGGUGAUACAGUCACAGUUCAGCAACUGGACACUUUGUGGAGAGCUGUUAAUUGGCCUGAAGAAAUUGUAUUUCCAGCCUUAGACAUUCUUCGUCUCUGUAUAAAGAAUCCAAAUAUAAACGAAAUGUUCUGCAAUGAAAAAGAAGGCAGUCAGUUCAGCAACUACCUCUUCCAGUUUUUGCGUCCAAGCAGCAAACAGGCCAACCAGAUGCUUGUGCUUCGGACAUUAUGCAACUGUUUCUCCUGUGCACCAGGCACUCAGCUGUUGGUGUCACAAAGGGACACUGUGCUAGCAAAAGCCACUGAACUCAAAAUAGUCAACAAUAAAAAUGUCCACAUUGCUCUGGCCACAUUGAUUCUCAACUACACAAUAUGUUUGCAUGGAACUAGUGACUUAGAGGGGAAGGCUGAGUGUUUAUCAGCCAUCAGUACAGUAGUUGAAGCUGUGCAAGACCCUGAAGCUGCUUUCCGAUUGCUGGUUGCCCUUGGGACUCUGGUUAAUAAUGAUGCAAAUGCUUUGAGGUUAGCCAAGUCUUUGGGUGUUGAUGCUCAGAUCAAAAAAUACAUGUCAAUCACAGAACCGGCCAAAGUUAAGGAGUGUUGUAGUCUGCUUUUAAAUUUGAUAUAAAACUUUUUUUUUCUAUCACUAAAGAAAAAUCCCAGAGACUUGUGGUGUUUUCUUAAUACACUAUACUACGCUGAAGGUGACAUGCUAUGGAUUGAAUGCUGAAUUUGGAAAGUAUGUCUUGUCGUAAACAUUUAAUUGGCAUCAUUAAAUUUUUUUGCACUGAU
Messenger RNA from Bombina bombina (fire-bellied toad), 2595 nucleotides. It is a transcript of the gene PLAA, whose product is annotated as phospholipase A2 activating protein. Gene Ontology annotation, molecular function: ubiquitin binding. The record is from RefSeq and is a predicted model, not a curated record. NCBI's taxonomy places the organism in Eukaryota, Metazoa, Chordata, Amphibia, Anura, Bombinatoridae. Gene Ontology annotation, cellular component: nucleus; cytoplasm. Gene Ontology annotation, biological process: proteasome-mediated ubiquitin-dependent protein catabolic process; ubiquitin recycling.